Lycium ferocissimum is the source of this 2073-nucleotide messenger RNA. RefSeq names its product stearoyl-[acyl-carrier-protein] 9-desaturase, chloroplastic. Gene Ontology annotation, biological process: fatty acid biosynthetic process. The transcript has 3 exons. Bases 807 to 1877 code for a protein of 356 amino acids. Gene Ontology annotation, molecular function: stearoyl-[ACP] desaturase activity. The record is from RefSeq and is a predicted model, not a curated record. Gene Ontology annotation, cellular component: chloroplast stroma. NCBI's taxonomy places the organism in Eukaryota, Viridiplantae, Streptophyta, Magnoliopsida, Solanales, Solanaceae.
CUUCUACAAAAAGUUGUUUGGUACAGCUCAGCUUCUUUGAUAGUUAUGAAUUGGCUGGCACUUAUAUCUCCUAGUUUAUUAUUUCAGUUGUUAAAAGCUAACUUAAAUUUCUGCAUAUUUACAUUGCUUUAGUUUCUGUAAACUUAUAUACACAUAGUACAAUUUAUAGGUGAUUGUGCUUAGGUUUAUUGUUUGAGGGAUGAUUAAUCUUGUUUAGGGAUAUAGGAUUGCAUACAAUCUCAUUGAGCAUUCUUCAAAUCUCUAUAUCUUUCUUUCUACAAAUAUAUGAGAUAAAGGUUUUAGGGUAAGAAUAAGUGUAACGAACCGUAUGCGCGGCAAGUUUAGCCCCUAAGAAAAAUACAAGUUAACUGAGAUUAGACGAAAUCGUAGUGCCUACUUGGAGAUAAUUCAGAUAUCUCGGCUCAGUCUACCAAUUUUAGGAUGGACUAAAUAAUAUAGUCUUCCGACUCAUAUCCUUAUCAAAAAAAAAAAAAAAAAAGUCUUCCGACUCAUAUUUUUCUCUCUUUCUACAAAUAUAUCCUAUUAUUAAUCUUGGAAAAGAAAUUUUAUAAUAAAUUCCUGGUCCUGUCAUCCAUCAUUUUCCUGACAAAAUCUGCAGACUGCAGUAUUAUGACACUAUCUCUGUUAGAUUUUUCUUUGUGAGGAAAAACUUGAAUUCAAAGAAUCCUUUCUAUAUGAAUGGAACUUUGAUGACACCUGGCUCUUUAGUUAGCAUCACAUCAUAAAUAUAUGAAUAAGGGAGAGGGAUUACGGUUGGGAAAUUGUCAUGUCAGGGACACCUUCUUAUGCUGGAAUUGGGAAAUGUGAAGAAGCUGUUCACUCCUCCACGAGAGGUGCAUGUUCAAGUAACCCAUUCCAUGCCACCCGAAAAGAUUGAAAUUUUUGAUUCUCUGCGUGGUUGGGCUGAAAACAAUAUCUUGGUGCACCUAAAGCCUGUCGAGAAAUGUUGGCAGCCUACUGAUUUUCUUCCCGAUCCUGCGUCUGAGGGAUUCGAUGAGCAAGUCAGGGAGCUAAGGGAAAGGUGUAAGGAGAUUCCCGACGACUACUUUGUUGUAUUAAUUGGGGAUAUGAUCACGGAAGAGGCGCUUCCGACUUAUCAGACCAUGAUAAACACUCUGGACGCCGUUCGUGAUGAAACUGGUGCCAGCCUCACUCCCUGGGCUAUUUGGACUAGGGCAUGGACAGCUGAGGAAAAUAGGCACGGUGAUCUUCUCAACAAAUAUCUUUAUCUUUCUGGAAGAGUUGAUAUGAAGCAAAUUGAAAAGACAAUCCAGUACCUGAUUGGUUCUGGGAUGGAUCCUCGCACGGAAAACAACCCCUAUCUAGGUUUUAUCUACACUUCUUUCCAAGAAAGGGCUACCUUCAUUUCACAUGGCAACACAGCUAGGCUCGCCAAGGAGCACGGGGAUAUGAAACUAGCACAAAUAUGUGGUACUAUUGCUGCAGACGAGAAGCGCCAUGAAACUGCAUAUACGAAGAUCGUUGAGAAGCUACUCGAGGUUGACCCUGAUGGCGCUGUAAUUGCUAUUGGUGACAUGAUGAAGAAAAAAAUCUCAAUGCCAGCUCAUCUGAUGUAUGACGGGAGGGAUGACAACCUUUUCGAACACUUCUCUGCUGUAGCUCAACGGCUUGGUGUAUACACUGCCAAGGACUACGCAGAUAUUCUGGAAUUCCUUGUGGCCAGAUGGGAAGUGGAAAAGUUGACCGGUCUCUCUAGUGAAGGACGCAGAGCACAAGAUUAUGUAUGUGGACUGGCUCCGCGAAUUAGAAAAUUGGAGGAGAGAGCACAAGCAAGGGCCAAGCAGCGAAGUCCCGUUCCUUUCAGCUGGAUUUUUGGUAAAGAGAUUAAGAUAUGAAUUCAGUGUUGGAGGGCACAUUACUUUCUUAUCAGUAUAAUUGCCAUACAUUUAUGUUAUGAAACUUCGGUACUAUUGUAUGAAGUCUGUGCAGUGGAGUAAGGCUAGAGUCUUGGUUUUUCUUUUUGCAAUUGUGUUUAGGCCAUAGGGUUUUUACAUGGUUAUUAUUAGCAAUAAAGAUGAACCUUUUGGUACC